Staurois parvus is the source of this 327-nucleotide messenger RNA. Lineage: Eukaryota; Metazoa; Chordata; Amphibia; Anura; Ranidae. The record is from the annotation of a GenBank genome assembly.
GAGGGAGGAGAGCUGGCCUAUAAAGGAGUGGUAGGGAGGAGCCAGGACACCUGUGCAAGACUGAAGGGGAGGAGUCUCUACAACUGUGCAAGGCUGAAAGGGAGGAGCCAGAACACCUGUGCAAGGCUGAAGGGCUGGAGCCGGAACACCUGUGCAAGGCUGAAGGGGAGGAGCUGGAACACCUGUGCAAGGCUGAAGGGGAGGAGCUGGAACACCUGUGCAAGGCUGAAGGGGAGGAGCCGGUACACCUGUGCAAGACUGAGGGGGUGGAGCUGGUACACCUGUGCAGAACUGAAGGGGAGGAGCUGGCACACUUGUACAGGACUG